AUGCCGCUGUUCAGCCAUUAUGGGGAUGUUGAAGACAUCUCUGAUCGGCUAGCCAUCCCAGCUUUGCUAUUUUCUAUCGUCACGCCAUUGUUUAUUAUCGCGAGGAUUGCUACCCGGAGGUACUAUUCAAAGAAGCUUGGGCCUGAUGACUGGGCAAUACUUGCAUCUCUGGUAUUUGCAGAAACUAUUUCUAUUCAGAUGGUCAUUAUUUGCGGGUGGGCAUUCGGCAAACAUAAAGAUGACAUACCUCCAGAUGUUCUCGCAAAAUCUUUAAAGUUGUACUACUUCGCCCAGAUAUUCUAUAAAAUAACCAGCGGCUUGACAAAGAUUAGCGUUCUGCUUCUCUAUCUCCAAGUGUUCAUCUGCGCUUGGUUUAAAACGACAUGUUGGACAGGAAUCGCAGUUAUUGUUGCGUUUACGGCCGGAACCGUGGUUUCUAGUAUAUUCCAGUGCAAUCCACUCCCGUAUGCAUUCGACAAAAAGACUCCGGGUGCUGGAACAUGUAUCAACGUGGCCGCGUUUUGUGUUUGCGUAACAUCAGUUCUGCGUAUCACCACCAUUGACGUUGCUACGUCCCAUCUUGACACACCCUGGACAAACAUAAACUCCUCAGUGUGGACGGUAAUCGAGUAUAAUCUGGCAAUUAUAUGCGCUUGCAUGCCACCGCUCUGGAGACCAAUCUCGAUAAUCAUUCCCAGCGUCCUAGAACGUUUCAUCAAAUCCCGCUAUUGGCCUAGCAAGAACAAUAGUGGUCAGGGUCACAGCAGUGGGCCGUCGAUCAUCGGUGCCGCUAUGAGAGUGGACCAAUCCGAUAUGUACUUUGGCAGGCCAUGGUCUCCAUUGCCCUCGAAUGCUGUACCUUCGAAUAAAGCCAGGUCGAGGCACCCCAGCACCUCCGCCAGCAUAGGGAUUGGGAAACUGGAACUCGACCAAGAGGCACAGGACCGGAUGGACUCCAUGAUGGAGAAGGAUAGUGAUUUGGAAAAACACGGCAUUCGAAUGACCACCCAAGUAGUGGUUAAGUAUGAUGAAGUAAGCGAACAAGGAGAGUCCUCGGACCAGCGAUCGGCAGAUAUAGAAUUAAGACAUGUUGAAAUUGGUACACGGUAG
This is a messenger RNA of Microsporum canis CBS 113480, 1110 nucleotides long. RefSeq lists its product as uncharacterized. The transcript is spliced from 5 exons. Lineage: Eukaryota; Fungi; Ascomycota; Eurotiomycetes; Onygenales; Arthrodermataceae. The coding region runs from base 1 to 1110 and encodes 369 amino acids. The record is from RefSeq and is a predicted model, not a curated record.